AUGAUUGAAAACACUGAGCAGGUUGCUCAGACAGCUUAUGCAGUCACAGCUAUAGUGCUGUUGUUAACCUGUGCUAGAUUCUGCUUAAGGCGAAUCAAGCAUGAGAAGAUCUACCCUGAUGACUGGCUCAUGAUAGGUGCUUUCUUCCUCAUGGGAGGUUUUGCUUCUACAUUCCCCGUUCUUCUCGCAACCGGAUCAGGAAAACAUGCCCACUCAGAUGCUGAAACUAUCGAAGAAACGGAGUUUGACUCAAAAUACAUCAUGUUCGGACGUAUUGCCUAUCUAUCUUACAUUUGGUCUCUAAAAGCUUGCAUUUUACUUUACUAUUACCGUUUGACAACUCGGCAGCCGGAACAGAGAUAUGUGAUCUUCACUUCCUGGUUGAUUGCUGCGACCUGGACAACUACUAUUUUAACGUGGAUGCUUCAAUGCCACCCAUUUAAUCUGAAUUGGAAGUUUACAAACCCCCAUCAAAAAUGCGCAAGAGCGGGACUGCUGUUCAUGGCAAUUUCGAUCAUUGUAACUAAUGUCAUUUUGAUUACUAUUCCUUUGCCGAUGAUUUGGCGAACACAGAUGAUGACAGCUACAAAGCUUAAAGUAUCAGCCGUGUUCCUCAUUGGUAUAUUCCUUGUUAUAAUAUCUAUCAUACGAACUGUGUUGCAGGAAAGCAAAACCCAAGAAAUUGACGAUAGGUUUUUCUGGGGUAACAUGGAGCGUUUUUUUGCCAAUGCUCCUAUACUCAACGCCCUUUAUCGACGCCUCAAAGCUGGUACUGGAUCCAGCCACCUCGUAUCUAGAUCUGAUAUGAGAUCGGCCAGAAAUACAGAUGGUAUUGAGCUUUGCUCUGCUGAAGACUCGAGAGAGAUCGAUUUCAUGGAAGCGAUUCGAGGAGGACCUGAAUCUGAGCCUGAUAAACAGUCAACCCACACCUACGUUUUACCAGCCUCACCGGCACCAGCCAGAACCGCAUCUAGAUCUCCCAACCAUUCUAGACGCAAAGAAGUUCCCCAUACCAACGUACUACUCUCCAUUUCCAGAUCUAAAGGAAAUCACGACUCGCUUGGACGCGCCGAACAAACCGUUGAGAUUGUCCAAACUUCCGAGCCUGCAGAUCCUAAAAAUCCAAUGGCGAUGAAUCCGUUAGGAGGCGCUGGACGAGUCGAAACAAAGAUUUCUCAUCAUGAUGACUCGCCGUUACCAAGUAAUCCGGAUGUUUACGAGGAACUUUAUUCUUCGGCUCAUAGAUCUAUGACUUUGGAAGAUAUGCUAGCAGAGCCUAAUUCGCCUAGUCGGAAACGAAGAUGA
Botrytis sinoallii is the source of this 1305-nucleotide messenger RNA. RefSeq lists its product as uncharacterized. Bases 1 to 1305 code for a protein of 434 amino acids. The record is from RefSeq and is a predicted model, not a curated record. NCBI's taxonomy places the organism in Eukaryota, Fungi, Ascomycota, Leotiomycetes, Helotiales, Sclerotiniaceae. The transcript is spliced from 10 exons.